UUCAGUCUUUCUGAAGUUAGUUUCUGCUGCUGUCUGCAAGAGUGGAAAAGUCUGGGCAGUGAAGAUGAGCCGUCAUGUUAAGCAUACCCGGGUACUUCUUCUCAACGACAUGGAGAAGCUGGACAAAACCCUGUUCCGGCUGGAACAAGGUUAUGAGCUACAGUUCCGUUUGGGCCCUACUUUGCAAGGCAAGCAUGUUACAGUGUAUACUAACUACCCAGCUGCUGGAGAAUUGUUUGAUCGUCACAAGUUCAGAUGCUUAACUUGGCACAACCCAACAGGAAAAGAAGAUGAUUCUGACAAAUAUUGUAAAUUAGAACUCCAGAUUUCUGGAUCAUAUCAAUAUUACUUCACUCAUGAGAAUCAGAAAGGUGGUGGAGGUUAUCUAGUUGUGGAUCCUAUUUUACGGGUUGGUGCUGACAAUCAUGUCUUGCCCUUGGAUUGUGUUACACUCCAGACAUUCCUAGCCAAGUGUCUGGGACCAUUUGAUGGAUGGGAAGAUCGUCUUAAAGUUGCAAAAGAAUCUGGUUAUAACAUGAUUCACCUAACCCCAGUGCAGAAACUCGGUCUGUCUAGAUCAUGUUACUCAUUGGCUGAUCAGCUGGAAGUUAAUCCUGACUUUUCAUCCUCCAGCAAAAAAUGUUCUUGGAAUGAAAUUGGAAAACUGGUGGAAAAAAUGAAAAAUGAAUGGAAUAUGCUUUGCAUUACAGAUGUAGUCUAUAAUCACACUGCUGCAAACAGUGAAUGGCUGACUCAGCAUCCCGAGUGUGCAUACAAUCUUAUAAACUCUCCUCACUUGAAGCCAGCCUGGCUUUUGGACCGAGCUCUUUGGCAUUUCACCUGUAAAGUAUCUGGGGGCAAAUACAGUGAAAAAGGACUGCCACCACUUAUUGAAAACGACCAACAUUUGAAUUGUAUCCGUAAAAUCAUUUGGGAGGAUAUUUUUCCCAAGAUAAAAUUAUGGCAAUUCUUCCAAGUUGAUGUUGAAAAAGCAGUGCAGCAAUUUAAAACUCUUUUAACGAAAGGUAGCUCAAAGGCUAAAACUGAUCCCAAUCUACAUCUUGCAAUCAUUCAAGAUCCUGAAUUUAAAAGACUUGGCUGUACUGUAGAUAUGAACCUAGCACUGAAUACCUUCAUACCACAUAGCAAUGGACCAGCUGCAAUAGAAGAGUGUUGCAACUGGUUCCGCAAAAGAGUUGAAGAGCUAAAUGAUGAAAAGUUCCGACAAACAAAUUACCAUCAUGAGCAGGCUAUCAACUGUGUUUUGGCAACAGUGAGCUACGAACGUCUGGCUGGUCAUGGUCCUAAGCUUGGUGCUAUAACUAGAAAAGAUCCAUUGGUUACAGGGUACUUUACUUACCCAUUUAAAGAACUAACCCUGGACGAAGAGGAAGUUAUGAUGCAUCAGCCUAACAAAGCAAGUUAUUUUAUGGCCCAUAAUGGUUGGGUGAUGGGAGAUGAUCCUCUGAGAAAUUUUGCUGAACCAGGCUCAAAUGUCUACCUUAGAAGAGAACUUAUUUGCUGGGGUGAUAGCGUCAAGCUGCGUUAUGGGAAUAAACCAGAAGACUGCCCAUAUCUUUGGGCUCACAUGAAAAAAUAUACUGAAAUUACUGCCAAAUAUUUCCAUGGAGUACGUCUUGACAAUUGCCACUCUACUCCUCUUCAUGUGGCUGAGUAUAUGAUGGACACGGCUAGAAAAUUACGCCCCAACUUGUAUAUAGUGGCUGAACUGUUCACUGGAAGUGAAGAGCUGGACAAUGUCUUUGUGAAUAAAUUGGGCAUUAAUUCUUUAAUAAGAGAAGCAAUGAGUGCCUACAAUAGCCAUGAGGAGGGCAGGUUGGUCUACCGCUUUGGUGGAGAACCUGUUGGAUCUUUCGUCCAGCCACGUUUGAGGCCUUUAACACCUGCUAUUGCACAUGCACUCUUCAUGGACAUAACACAUGAUAAUGAAUGUCCAAUUGAGCAUCGAUCUGCUUAUGAUGCCCUUCCCAGCUCAACGAUCGUUUCCAUGGCUUGCUGUGCUACAGGAAGUACUAGAGGGUACGAUGAACUAGUGCCACAUCAGAUAUCCGUGGUCUCUGAAGAAAGAUUUUAUGCAAAGUGGAAUCCAGCGGCAACACAGUUAAAACCUGGUGAAGUUAAUUUCAAGACUGGAAUUAUAGCAGGAAGGCUAGCUAUCAACAGAUUACACCAAGAACUGGGAGCUAAAGGAUUUAAUCAGGUAUUCGUAGACCAAGUUGAUGAAGAUAUUGUGGCUGUGACCAGACAUUGCCCUAAUACACAUCAGUCUGUUGUGGCUGUUUCUCGAACAGCUUUCAGAAACCCCAAGACUUCCGUCUAUAGUCAAGAAGUUCCUCAAAUGUGUAUUCCAGGCAAAAUUGAAGAAGUAGUUCUUGAAGCUAGGACUGUUGAGAGAAAUGCAGAUCCUUAUAAAAAGGAUGAUCAUACAAUCAAUGGGUUGCCUGACUAUACAGUUGAACUCAGAGAACACAUACAGCUCACGGAAAGUAAAAUAAUAAAGCAAGCUUCAGUUGCCACAAAAGGUCCUAAUGAAUUUGUUCAGGAAAUAGAAUUUGAAAAGCUUACACCUGGGAGCGUGAUCAUAUUUAGAGUUAGCCUUGAUCCGAAGGCACAAGAUGCUGUAGGAGUACUUCGUAAUCAUCUAAUCCAGUUCAGUCCUCACUUUAAAUCUGGAAGUCUGCCUGAUGAUGGUUCAGAAGCUAUACUGAAAACCCCUUUUUCAAUUAUUGCAUCAAAAUUAAGAUUAGCAGACCUAAAUCAGAUACUGUAUCGUUGUGAUGCAGAAGAACAAGAAGAUGGUGGAGGAUGUUAUGACAUACCAAACUGGACACCUCUUAAAUAUGCAGGCCUUCAAGGAAUAAUGUCAGUGAUGGCAGAAAUACGACCAAAUAAUGACUUGGGCCAUCCUUUCUGUGGUAAUUUGAGAGCUGGAGAUUGGAUGAUUGAUUAUGUGAGCAAUCGCUUAAUUUCCCGUGCUGGAACUUGCUCUGAUGUUGGGAAGUGGCUGAAAGCAAUGUUUAUCUACUUGAAGCGGGUCCCUCGUUAUCUCAUUCCAUGUUAUUUUGAUGCCAUAUUAGUGGGUGCAUAUACUACACUUCUUGACUUGGUGUGGAAACAGAUGUCCAGCUUUGUCCAGAAUGGUUCAACGUUUGUUAAACAUCUUUCCUUGGGCUCAGUCCAGAUGUGUGGAAUAGGAAAAUAUCCAUCUUUGCCACCUCUGUCUCCUGCCUUAAAGGAUGUCCCUUACAGGCUGAAUGAGAUUAUGGGAGAAAAAGAACAAUGCUGUGUUUCUUUAGCAGCUGGUUUACCUCAUUUCUCAUCUGGCAUUUUCCGUUGCUGGGGAAGAGAUACCUUUAUUGCACUGAGAGGGCUGAUGUUAGUUACUGGACGCUACUUGGAAGCAAGGAACAUAAUAUUAGCAUUUGCUGGCACCUUAAGGCAUGGUCUAAUUCCUAAUCUGCUUGGCCAAGGUACUCAUGCCAGGUACAAUUGUCGUGAUGCUGUAUGGUGGUGGCUUCAGUGUAUACAAGAUUAUUGUAAAACCGUUCCAAAUGGCAUAGACAUUCUCAACUGUCUGAUAUCUAGAAUGUAUCCUACUGAUGAUUCUCUACCUCAGCCAGCAGGCAAAAUGGAUCAGCCAUUAUAUGAAGUGAUACAGGAAGCAAUGCAAAAGCAUGCCCAAGGCAUAGAUUUCCGAGAGAGGAACGCUGGUCCACAAAUAGAUCGAAACAUGAGAGAUGAAGGCUUUAACGUAACUGCAGGAGUAGACAUGGAAACGGGCUUCGUCUUUGGAGGGAACCGUUUUAAUUGUGGUACCUGGAUGGAUAAAAUGGGAGAGAGCGAUAGAGCUCGCAACAAAGGAAUUCCAGCCACUCCAAGAGAUGGUUCUGCUGUGGAAAUUGUUGGCCUAUGCAAAUCAACCGUUCGCUGGUUACAGGAAUUGUCAGAGAAGAAGUUAUUUCCAUAUCCUGGAGUUACUAUGAAAAGACACGGGAGAGAUGAGACCUUUACAUAUGAUCAGUGGAACAGAAAAAUCCAAGCCCAUUUCGAAAAGCUGUUUUUUGUCUCUGAAAACCCAAAUGAUCCCAAUGAGACACAUCCAACUCUGGUUCAUAAGAGGGGCAUAUACAAAGACAGCUAUGGAGCAUCAAGUCCUUGGUGUGAUUAUCAACUGAGGCCAAAUUUCCCUAUAGCAAUGGUUGUGGCACCUGAAUUGUUCUCUCCUGAGCAUGCUUGGAAAGCACUUGAAAUGUUAGAGAAAAAAUUACUUGGUCCACUUGGCAUGAAAACUUUAGACCCAGAUGAUAUGGUUUAUUGUGGUGUUUACGAUAAUGCGUUAGACAAUGAUAAUUAUAAUGUGUCUAAAGGAUUCAAUUACCAUCAAGGACCUGAAUGGCUUUGGCCAAUUGGAUAUUUCCUUCGUGCCAAGCUAUACUUCUCCAAGUUAAUCGGUACAGAGAUCUAUGCAAAGACUGUGUUUUUAGUUAAGAAUGUUCUUUCUCGCCAUUAUGUUCAUCUUGAGAGGUCUCCUUGGAAAGGGCUUCCAGAAUUGACUAAUGAAAAUGGUCAAUAUUGUCCCUUCAGCUGUGAAACCCAAGCUUGGUCAAUUGCUGUGGUCCUUGAGGUCCUCUGUGAUUUAUAACAGUAGUUGUCUGUCUUAAAAAACUUGCUAGCUUUUGUCUGGAAUGCAAAUAACGAUGCUUGUCUUAUUGUUAAAAAUCCUACUGAUAGAAGUUGUUUAUGCCUAUUGUUCCUUGGCAAUUGUAGGACUACGUGAGUGUUCAUCAUUUGAGAAUCACACCA
Messenger RNA from Protobothrops mucrosquamatus (brown spotted pit viper), 4824 nucleotides. RefSeq names its product amylo-alpha-1, 6-glucosidase, 4-alpha-glucanotransferase (gene AGL). Gene Ontology annotation, molecular function: 4-alpha-glucanotransferase activity; amylo-alpha-1,6-glucosidase activity. Gene Ontology annotation, biological process: glycogen biosynthetic process; glycogen catabolic process. The transcript has 33 exons. Lineage: Eukaryota; Metazoa; Chordata; Lepidosauria; Squamata; Viperidae. The record is from RefSeq and is a predicted model, not a curated record. The coding region runs from base 65 to 4663 and encodes 1532 amino acids.